UUUCGUAUGCUCAGUACACACUCUCUUUCUCUCUCUCUCUCUCUCUCAUAUUAAUCUGUCUCCGUCCCCAUUAUCUGACGCCAGGACCGGUCUCACAUGACUGCUCUGCAGCUCACGUAUCAAUUCCAAACAAAAUAAAAGCAAAAACCCUCUCUCUCUCUCUCUCUCUCUCUCUCUCUCUAUGGUUAAAGCUUUUACUCUCUCUGCCACACCAUUUCAAACUCUCCUCCAUUAACCCCUAAAUCCUCCUCCUAAAGACUGCUUUUCUUUUUUUUCUCUUUCGUAAAGCCCAGACUUUCCCUUUUUCUCCCUCUACUGCUCUCUCUACCUACUUUUUUGUAUACCCAAAGAGAAAAGGCCCAUUAAAAUCUCUCUUACCCCCCACCCAUUUCUACUUGUAUACUGGCUCUCCCAACCAUGGAAGCUUUCAGCUUGCUUAAGUACUGGAGAGGCGGCGGCGUUGGCGGUGGUGGUGGCGGUGGCGCUGGAGGUGGAGCAGCAGAUGUUUGUGUUAAUGUCCGACCCACCACAGGAACCACCACGAUUGUCACCGCCGUUGCUCAUAACAACGGCGAAACCGACGAUGACGACGGCGACGAUGACGGACCCUUCUUUGACUUGGAGUUUGCUGUUCCUGAUGAAGAUGAGGAGGAGGCCGAGGAGGGUCAAAAUAGAAAACCCAUUAGAGGAAGCGACAGCGAUGAGGAAGAAGAGAACGAUGACUAUGAUGAUGAUGAGGAGGAUGAGGAGGAUGAAGACUGUGAUGGUGUGGAGGUGGAGGGCGAGAGAGAGUUCGGCUUCACGCUCUCUUCUGGUUGUAGCAAUGACCGUGCGGAUCCUAAUCUGUCCCUGUCUCCUUCUGAUGAUUUGUUCUUCAAAGGAAAGCUUGUUCCCAUCGAGUCUUCUUCGCUUGUGUUUAACCCUUCUGAACCGAAUUCUAAGCCUCAGUUUCGAGUUUCGUUGUUGAAAUCCGCUACAAAGUUCCGUGUUUUCAUGUUGGGUUUCAAGAAAUCAAGAAUGAAUGGCUCUGAGAAAACAGACUCGAAAACGGAGCCGAAAACAGAGUCGAAAACAGAGACGAAAGCAGAAACGAACGGAUCUGUUGCCUGCGCAUCCAAACAACAUCAAAACGAGCCCCAACAGCAAAAGAAGACCGAAAAACAAGAAGAACAGCAACGGCAAAAGCAGCAUCAGAGCAAGUUUUUCACAGUGAAAUUCAAAGUAGAAGAAGUUCCUAUUAUGUCCCUCUUCACCAGAGACAAUAGCUCGAGAAAUUCUUCGGUCAGCAACAAGUCCCAGAAGCAGCAAAACCCAGACGAAUCGAGUUCCGAGGAGAAGCGCUUCACCAAAGAAGUAAUGCAGAAGUAUUUGAAAAUGGUAAAGCCUCUCUACGUUCGAGUUUCGAAAAGGUACGGAGAGAAGCUGAGGUUUUCUGGGCAGUUGAGCUUGAACAGUUCGGUAGCGAAAGGCUCACCGGUUCCGGCGACGGCGACCCAGAAAUCAAUCACGGCGAAACCACUGGCUGAUAAGAGCCAACCGGAGGCAGAAGUUUCUGAAGCCUCACCGAGCAAUGUCAAGAACCAGAAACAGGGGAACCUCCCUGCUGGACUCAGAGUGGUCUGCAAGCAUCUGGGGAAAAGCCGAUCGGCUUCGUCUGCGGUGGCGGCGGUUCCUCCGGGAACCGUGCAGUCAAGAAGACGUGACGAUUCUCUGCUCCAGCAACAAGAUGGUAUACAGAGCGCCAUUUUGCAUUGCAAAAGAUCCUUCAAUGCCUCCAGAGAUUCUGAGUCUUCUCUGCUACCAAGGUCUGUAAGCGAUCCAACAAACGAGAAAUCCUUAGAUAUGUCAAGGACAUCGUCGAAGGAAGGCAAAGAUGGUGAUCAUCAACGGCCGUGAUUAAUCUAAUCUCUGGCGUCUCCUAUAUAUUAGAAAAUAGCGGGAAAAUUGUUCUCUGUAGAAGCCAGUCAAUGUUGUAGUUGGGUCAAUUUCAUUCUCAAAUUAUAAUGGAAAAAUGAGUUGGUCUUUGUAAAUGAUGUUCGGAAACUCAGAAAAUGCUUCAAAAAAUAGUGGAAUGGUUGGUAAUAUGGGUAACGAGUAGGAUGAACCUUCACUCUCUUGGCCCCUGUAAAAGCUCUAAGCUUUUCCAUGAAAGUGAAAGAAGAAUCAGAUCUUUGUACCUAUAUUUUUUUUCGUUGUAAUCAGUAGCACUACUCAAUUACUAUUGUGACCACACUUCGAAAUUUUGGUUUU
Molecule: messenger RNA, 2250 nt
Organism: Ziziphus jujuba (common jujube)
Lineage: Eukaryota; Viridiplantae; Streptophyta; Magnoliopsida; Rosales; Rhamnaceae
Product: probable membrane-associated kinase regulator 2
Exons: 2
Coding region: 418-1896 (492 amino acids)
Cellular component (GO): plasma membrane
Source: RefSeq, a predicted model, not a curated record